This is a messenger RNA of Trichomonas vaginalis G3, 1026 nucleotides long. Its product is annotated as lipid transport. The transcript has a single exon. NCBI's taxonomy places the organism in Eukaryota, Parabasalia, Trichomonadida, Trichomonadidae. The record is from RefSeq and is a predicted model, not a curated record. Gene Ontology annotation, cellular component: intracellular membrane-bounded organelle; cytosol; membrane. Gene Ontology annotation, molecular function: sterol binding.
UUGAAUAAUUGGUGUGUUGAUGGUGUCAUUCCUCUUACAAAAGAAGAAAUCGAAGCUGAAAGAGUAGAAAACAAGAAGCUUAUGAAACAAUUUACCAAGAAUAUACUUAAAUGUGAUUAUUCCAACAUGAGUGUUCCAUGUUCCUACUCUGAGCCACGCUCCUUCCUUGAACGUAUGGCAGAUUUCUUUUCAUUCCUUGCAGGCGAAUACCUUGACAAAGCUGCCGCUGCAACUGAUCCAGAAGAGCGCCUCAAACUCAUCACCAUCAGUAUUGUAUCAUCACUUCAUCUCUAUCAUCAGACAAAGAAGCCAUGGAAUCCAGUUUUAGGCGAGACAUAUGUUUGCAAUUAUGGAUCUGGUGCUAUUUUAUAUGGAGAACAAGUCUCUCAUCACCCACCUAUCUCUAACUUUGAGCUUUUUGGCAAGAAUGGUUCCUGGAAGGUUCAUGGUCAGUGCAAUUUCGUCGUUGACUCUUCAAUGAAUCAUUUUGAAGUUAAGCAAAAUGGAAUUUUCGAAUGCGUGUUCCCUGAUGAAGACAAAUAUCAAUGGGAAUUCCCCAAUACUUACGUACAUGGCCUUCAACAUGGCGACAGAUUUAUUCGCGUUGUUGGCAAGAUUGUUGUUAAGAACCUCGAAAAAGGACUCAAGUCUGUCAUUCGUCUAGCACCAAAGAAGGACAAGAAGCUCGGAAUUUCGGAAUUUGCUUACUCAUACAUUUACGGCGGAAUUAAAAAGAUUCGCGGAAAGAAGGAGAAAAAGACCGAUUUUACAAAAGUCUAUCGUGGAGACUACUGCAAGCAGCUCACGUUGGAUGGCCAAGUCAUUUGGGAUAUUAACAAUGACAGAGCAAAGAGGCCACACCAGGAUAUCGCUGAUGAAUACCUCCUUCCAGCAGAUUCGAGAUUCAGAUUCGAUCGAGCUUAUUUGAUUGAUAAAAAGCCAAUGGAUGAUGCGGACUUAAUGAAGAAGACUAUUGAAGAUGCUCAGAGACGCGAAGAAAAACUUAGAAUUUGCGUCAAGAAAUAA